UUACCUGUCAGUACUUACAGUUCCAAUAUUAAAUCACAACUCGUAUUACACAAAUCAGAUCGGUAAUCGUAAUAAUAUUUAUCUUCACCAAUGACCACGUUGAACCACUGAAAAUGCCCGAAUAAUAAUAAAUCACAAGUUUAUGUGAAAAUGUCAUCGAUAGCGAACGCAGCAUCGAUACCGAAGAAAAAGAAAUCUAAAAAGGAUUUGUCGCAUGAUUCGCUGGAGACACGCGCAAAAGAUGACGCAGAAGCGGAAGCAGCAAAGUUAGCUGCGCGGAGGAAGAAGAAAAGGGAAGAUGAAGCUGUACGGAAGAUGUUCGUUUCCAAACGCGAUCCAUUUGAGGCACCUUUGAAAUGGUGGGAAACGGAACAUGUCAAAUACGCUAUAAAUUAUCCACCCGUGAAAUUAUAUCUGGAUGAUGUAAUGGGUUCUCAUAUUGUGCGACUUACCGAUCGUAAAUACAUGCAGGCGUUCGCUUCGAGUAUUGGCAAGCAUCGGGAGAAACAACAAAGCAUACGCAUGAAAGAGAGAAUGGUGAAACCACCCUCAAUUAUAUCGCUGUUAAUGGAAACAUCGUAUAAAACGCUCACCGAAGCUAUGAGGAAAAAGAACUUCAACAAACUUAAGCUUUAUUUGUAAACAAAAUAAUAUGAGAAACUAAUGUUAAUAAACAAAAAAAAAUCGGAUACUGAAAAAUGGUUUAUAAAAAAACAUUAGUACAUUAGUAGAUUAAUCUACACGCUACUUGAACUAUUUUAUGUAACAUUGCUUAUGUGUAUAAUUGAUCAAAAUAAACGUGUAAUUUUCACUAAUACAGAAAGAAACAAAAUGAAAACUGUAAUACUGUA
Messenger RNA from Megalopta genalis, 851 nucleotides. RefSeq lists its product as uncharacterized. NCBI's taxonomy places the organism in Eukaryota, Metazoa, Arthropoda, Insecta, Hymenoptera, Halictidae. The record is from RefSeq and is a predicted model, not a curated record.